AUGCUAUUUGGGCUGCUCCACGUAACUGGCUGCUGCAAGUCCACUAAAAAAGAUGGGAUUUUUCUUCUGACUACGCUUCACUUCACCACUCCCCCAACAACCUUAAACCUUCGUGUCUGGCUGGAGUUCGUCAUUAUCCUCCAGACCGGUUCAUUGGGUAACCUCUUUCUGUGCCAGUGCCCUCUUGGAAGGUGCCAGGCGGGGGCUAGAAACGUGAUCAUUUGUCAAUUUGUCAAUUAA
Molecule: messenger RNA, 240 nt
Organism: Protopolystoma xenopodis
Lineage: Eukaryota; Metazoa; Platyhelminthes; Monogenea; Polystomatidea; Polystomatidae
Source: the annotation of a GenBank genome assembly